GUCCGCUGUCAAAGAUCUGUCAAACUAUAGCCUAAAAAUCUUUCGUCUGAUCAAGCGAAAGUUGAGUGAAGUGAAAAAAUAACUAUUCCCAAUGUUGAGUUAAACCUUUUUGAUUGAAGUAAAAUGGCUUUUUUAGAGUGGCGGCGGUUCAACUUUUUCGACCUCAAGAAAGAGGUCGAUGGCGGAAGUAUCGCGGAGGCACUCGCGGGUGCCCAAGUCACUGCAGCAACAAGCGGCAAUGGAAAUUUGAUCCUCGGUGAUGCCAUGGGCAAUGUCCAUGUCGUCAAACGUACUUAUCAGGUUUCUACUUUUAGGGCUUAUGAGAUGAGCCUAACUCUUGCUGAACAGGUCCAACAUUCCACUUAUCUCUUCACAAUAGGCGAAGACGAUCCGGGAUGCAAUCCAACAAUAAAAGUAUGGAAUUUUGGGAAAUUAGACAAACACGAAAAUCCAACUUGUGUACGAAUAAGUAGAGCGAUCCCGAGUUAUAGAGCAAUUCCAGCAACGUCUCUUUGUGUACAUCCAAGCAUGACAUUGAUGGCUGUUGGAUUUGGGGAUGGUUCAAUAAUGCUCUACAGAGGUGAUCUUACAAGAGAGCGUAAAAACAAGAUAAAAAUUUUGAAAGACGGCAAUACUCCAAUAACUGGUUUGGCCAUCAGGAACACAGGAAAACAGAAUUAUUUAUUUGUUGCAACCACCCUCAGUGUUUACCUCUAUAACAUCACGGUCAAGGACAAAGAGACUAAAUCCCCGCUUGACAACAUGGGCUGCGAAAAGAAAUGCAGUGUUCUUGCUGAAACGAGCCAAGACAGCCACUUCAUGAUCGGACGAAAUGAUGCAAUUUAUUGUUACACUCUGGACGGUCGUGGACCUUGUUACGCAGUGGAUGGUCAGAAAAUAAUGCUCGAUUGGUUCCGUGGAUAUCUGGUAAUAAUAGCAAAAGAAGCAGGCAAUGUACCACGCACAACAACAACGAUAACAGCUAAGCCAAGCACCGUAGAACCAAUACCACCGGGUGUGGACAAACACAUCAUCACGGUGCUCGAUAUUCAAAACAAAUUCAUUGUAGCCUCAGCAUCCAUGAUAUCGGUGCAAGCUGUACUUUCCGAAUGGGGUAGUUUUUUCAUACUCAGCGGGGAUAGCAAACUUUACCACCUUGAUGAAAAGGAUUUACAAUCCAAAUUAGCACUGUUGUUCAAAAAAAAUCUCUACGACGUUUCGAUAAGAAUCGCCAAAAGUCAACAAUACGAUGCCGAAGGUCUGGUUGAUAUCUUCCGUCAGUACGGUGAUCAUUUGUACUCGAAAGGUGAUCACAAUGGUGCCAUAGAACAAUACAUAAAAACUAUCGGAAAACUCGAGCCGUCUUACGUAAUAAGAAAAUUUCUCGAUUCCCAACAUAUCGACAAUUUAACGACGUAUCUUCAGGCAUUGCACAAACAGGGGCACGCUUCCGGCGAUCACACUACGUUGCUGCUUAAUUGUUACACCAAAUUAAACCAUACGGAGAAAUUGAAAGAAUUCAUUAUGACGAAAGAUCGAGAGGUUGAUUUCGACGUUGACAUCGCGAUUAAAGUGUGCCGUCAAGCCUCGCCCGAAGAUGCACUGCUUUUGGCACGAAAACAUCGUAAACACGAGUGGUACUUGAGGAUACAAAUCGAGGACAAAGCAGAAUACAAAAGUGCUCUUGAGUAUAUAAACACUUUAGACUUCGACGAAGCAGAAUCGAACAUGAAAAAAUAUGGCAAUGUUCUCAUUGAAAAUGUGCCCAACGAAGCGACGCAGUUUCUCAAAACUCUUUGUACCAACUAUCGUGCCACGAACAGACCGUUGAUCGAUCAGAAUGUUCUCGAUGGAACUGGCGAAGAACACGUUGAACGUGCCAAUCCCGAAGAUUUCAUUCAUCUUUUCCUCAACAACUCUGAGAGACUCGUCGAAUUUUUGGAGCAUCUCAUCAAAUGCGACAGCAAAUGGAGCACCUUGGUAUAUAAUACCCUGGUGGAACAUUACCUGCACGUCUGGUCAGCGUUGGACAAUGAGGUGGCAAAACUUCAGUAUGAGCAAAAAGUAGUGCGUUUGCUGCAAAGUUCCGAGGCUUGUUGCGACAAGGACCAAAUCCUUAUCCUAUGUCAUCAGCACAAUUUUCGUCGUGGAUUGUUAUUUCUUUACGAGGAACGUAAAUUAUAUCAAGAAAUUCUACAGUAUCAUUUGCGGGAGGGAGACAACGAACAGGUAUUCGCUACGUGUAAAAAUUUCGGUCAUCAAGAUCCAAAUCUUUGGGUGCAAGCUUUAUGGAGCGUCGCGAGGAAAAAAAAUGCCUCGACGAAACUCCUUGCGGAUAUACUCGAACACAUAGCUGCCGAAGGCCUUUUAUCGCCUCUAAUGGUGAUCGAUGCUCUCUCGACAUCUCUAACGUGCAGCCUCGGUGACGUGAAAUCGUAUCUCAACGGUGUAUUCAAAAAUGAAUAUGAACAGACGCGUUUAGACGCUGAAUCAACGGAAAAAUAUCGUAGAGACACUAAAAAAUUACGAGAGCAAAUAGAUCUCAUUAAAAACAGCACGAUGAUUUUCCAGUGCGCUCGUUGCAGCGCUUGUCACCAUCAACUCGAGCUCCCAUCGGUCCAUUUCAUGUGCCAACAUUCCUAUCACCAACAUUGUUUCCAGAGUUUCUCAGAAAACGAAAACGAGUGUCCUGCAUGUUUGCCCAACAACAAAAAACUCCUCGACAUCAUUCGAGCUCAGGAACAGUCGAGAGAUUUGCACGAGACUUUCCAUUGUCUUCUUGAUCGUGCCGAGGAUCCCUUUUCCCUCGUUGCUAAUUAUUUCGGUCGUGGAGUGUUCAAAAAACUCAUGGUCAUCACCGACGCCGAUAAACCUAUUGCUGGACCAGCUCCGAAAAAUCUUGCGCCUCCUACUAACCCCGCAAGCGUGCAGAACAAAAUCCAGGACCCGAAACCAAACUACAACGCCUAUGGGCCAGGAGUCGAAGCGAAAAUAAGACUGACCGAGGGCCGUAAUACGACACUAGUCAAACCGGAUGUGAAGAAAUCCGAUAACGAUCCAUUCGCAUCGAGCUCUGUAACGAUUUACGAGGACCGACCAAGAAAUUUGGUGAAACCGGAUAUUUACUCGUCGUCAUUGGAGGCGAACAUAUCGGGUGCGGUGAGCGGAUCGUCUACACCACGGACAAAUUCUCGAAGAGCAUCACCAGUGCCGAUAAGAGAGGCAAGAAUAAUGAACAAUCCAAGUCCGAAAUCGUCGCCAGCUAACAAAUCUUUUGUGCCACCAAAAACCCCGAUCGUACCGAUGAAUCCUUUCGAAUAUGAUGAGUCGAUGAAUCCUUUCGCCGAGGAAGCUGAAGAAGCGGGUAAAUUGAUAUCAGCUGACGAAAACAAGAACGAUUAUAACGAAGACCUCAACCCAUUCGCCAGUUAAUUCCGAAGGUUUUCGCGUUCCCAAUGAAAUUAAGGUAAAAGCAUGAAAAUAACGAAAAACAUUUUGCUUAGAUCCAAUAAAAAUGUAUAUAUCAAGUGUAACGUGAACGAUAAUCGUCGUUGCUUUCCUAUCUUUUUUUAUCAUACAUUACAUAGCUGAAAAAGAAAUAUAUAUAAAUAUCGUAAUAUUGUACAGAAUAUUGUUACGUUUCGUCAGUAAAAGAAAAGCGUUUUAGAAACGAGA
This is a messenger RNA of Venturia canescens, 3675 nucleotides long. It is a transcript of the gene Vps11, whose product is annotated as vacuolar protein sorting 11. Gene Ontology annotation, biological process: vacuole organization; endosome organization; organelle fusion. Bases 124 to 3432 code for a protein of 1102 amino acids. Gene Ontology annotation, molecular function: protein binding; protein-macromolecule adaptor activity. The transcript has 13 exons. The record is from RefSeq and is a predicted model, not a curated record. Gene Ontology annotation, cellular component: HOPS complex; endosome. NCBI's taxonomy places the organism in Eukaryota, Metazoa, Arthropoda, Insecta, Hymenoptera, Ichneumonidae.